ACAGUCGUAAUAAAUGAUAGGUCAUGAUAGGUUAUGAAGUCACGUAUCCCUGCAUCAUUACAUAGCGCCGACGAUGACGAUUAAUAAUUCGAUCGUUCGUUUAACGGCAAGUAUAUCGGCAUGAAAGGACGUCGAUAAAGGGCAAUAUUCAACACACUGGGCCACGUGACGCUAUCCGAGAGAGUAAACAGCGAUUAAAGAGAGAUGUGCAUUAUUUGGAUUUUAGCAGUGGCAUUGACACCAGAUUUGUCCUAUUUGUUAUAUUCCGAGUGAACUUCAUAUCUUCAGUUUCCUUUUUCUCUCGAGCAUGGAUGUAUGUUCGGUUCAAGAAAGCGGCGGAAGAGGCACUGCUGAAUCAGAAUCUGACCAAGAAUGUCCUGAAAUUUCUAAUCGCAUCUUCCCAUUAGAGAAGAUGAGGGACUGGACUUAUACAAUGAGGAGACACAUGCAGGAAGUAGUACCUGGCGUAUUUCUCGGUCCUUACAGUGCUGCCAGUCGCUCCAAAUUGCAGUCUUUGCUUGACCAUGGAAUAACACACAUAGUUUGCGUCAGACAUACUAUCGAGGCAAACCUUAUAAGGCCAAACUUUCCCAACAGCUUCAAAUACCUAGUCUUGGAGAUCGCCGACACAAUAACGGAAAAUAUCAUUCAACAUUUCAAAAAGGUAAAGGCAUUCAUUGAUGAAGCCUUGAUUUCGGGCGGCCGAGUCUUAGUUCAUGGAAAUGCUGGUAUUUCGAGAUCCGCCGCAUUAGUCUUGGCAUAUGUUAUGGAAACGUAUGAACUUUCACAAACGCGCGCAUACAUAAUGGUGCAGGAAAGAAGAUUCUGUAUAAAUCCAAACGAAGGUUUUAUGACACAACUAAAGGAAUAUGAGCCCAUCUACCAAGCAGAGAAGACGCUGAAAAACGAUCAUCAAAGUUCGGAAAUUCAACGUAGCAAACGAACAUUCCAUCAGAUUGAAAUGGACAAUCGAUCGCAAGAUAUGGUCGAAAAUAUGAUGGACAGUUGAUGAUAAUUUAUAAAAAGUAGGGAGAAGACCAAAGUUACCAAGUAUUAGAUCGGAUAAACGAAAAUAUUUUUCCUUUUUUUAGUCGAGUUUCCUGUACUUUCUUUCAAUUCUUAUUUUUAUUUUAUUUUUUCUAUUCUUUACCCAUCGUUUUUACUAUAGUGUGUACAUAUUACGAUUUAAAAAAAAAUUAGUUUUAGCUAAAUCUGAAUACCAAUGUUGUUAGCUUUCAAUACCAACGACUAAUGUUUAACUCAAUAGUGAAAUAGUUACAAAGAAAAAAAUAUCAAGUUGGAACAUCUGACAAAGGAAAAUAUCUGACACAGAGUACUGAAUAAGACAUACUCACAGAUUAACGUAUAGAAUUACUCUGCA
Messenger RNA from Temnothorax curvispinosus, 1381 nucleotides. RefSeq names its product serine/threonine/tyrosine-interacting protein B-like. The coding region runs from base 308 to 1009 and encodes 233 amino acids. Gene Ontology annotation, cellular component: cytoplasm; nucleoplasm. Gene Ontology annotation, molecular function: F-box domain binding; protein tyrosine/serine/threonine phosphatase activity. The record is from RefSeq and is a predicted model, not a curated record. The transcript is spliced from 5 exons. NCBI's taxonomy places the organism in Eukaryota, Metazoa, Arthropoda, Insecta, Hymenoptera, Formicidae. Gene Ontology annotation, biological process: negative regulation of protein binding; regulation of ERK1 and ERK2 cascade; protein dephosphorylation.